AUGGAGUCUGAGGAAAUUAUUAACCUCUUCUAUUCAUGCUGGUUCGAGAUGGAAAUAUUCAAGAAACAGACAUCUCCAUCAACAUCUAAGGGUUCUGAACCAAACCCAGAUCCCCGAGUUGAAGAAAACUCACCAAAACCCGAGUUAACACGCACCCCAACUCUCCAUACGAGGUCCAUGAGUGACCAGUUGAGCUCAAUCAGCACAAGCUUCAUGGGUACCAGUUCCUUCUCACCCGACUCGGUUCUCCACCCGGUAAAACUCCAUAAAAUCAUCUCGGGAAAAGAAGUCACGGAAGAAGAUUUGCAAGACAACAGUAGGAGAGUCCAAGAACCCAAAAAGAAGGGGCUAGCGAGGAUGGUUACCAGAAGGAAAAAGGGUUCCAGUAAGAGCCUGUCGGACUUGGAAUUUGAGGAGCUAAAAGGGUUUAUGGAUCUGGGAUUUGUUUUCUCAGAGGAAGAUAAUAAGGAUUCAAGGUUGGUCGAGAUAAUACCUGGCUUGCAAAGAUUGGGGAAGAAAGUAGAAGGUGAUGAAGAGAUUAAAGAAGGCGGUGACGAUGGUAGGGCUGAAGUUUCAAGGCCUUAUCUAUCAGAAGCAUGGGAGGUUGCAGAAACUAGAAGAAGAAGAAAGAAAGACCCUUUGAUGAAUUGGAGAGUGCCUGAUUUUGGAAACGAGAUUGACAUGAAAGACAGUCUUAGGUCGUGGGCUCAUACAGUUGCCUCCACAGUCAAAUGA
Hibiscus syriacus is the source of this 735-nucleotide messenger RNA. RefSeq lists its product as uncharacterized. The coding region runs from base 1 to 735 and encodes 244 amino acids. The transcript has a single exon. NCBI's taxonomy places the organism in Eukaryota, Viridiplantae, Streptophyta, Magnoliopsida, Malvales, Malvaceae. The record is from RefSeq and is a predicted model, not a curated record.